AUGGACGCGCUGACACGGCGGGCGACCAUGCUGCGCGACUCGCUGCACAAGAGCCAGGGGAACACGGACGGCAUGGUCGCCAUCCUCGGCUCCUUCGACCACCGCCUCUCCGCGCUCGAGGCCGCCAUGCGCCCCACCCAGGUGAGGACGCAUGCGAUCCGGAUGGCGCACGAGAACAUCGACAAGACGCUCAAGGCCGGCGAAGCCAUCCUCUCCCAAUUCGACCUCACCCGUCGGAUAAUACCAUUCGUAUUACAUUUUUGUUCUUUGGAUUUGGAAGAUCCAGCCGAGGCAACGAUAUUAAGAGGUCCCCAUGAGGAUUUGGAGAGCUACUUGGAGGCAGUGGAUACGCUGAAAGGAAUCUCCCGCUUCUUUUCCUCGAAUAAGAACUUCAGAAGCAGUGAAGGAAUUCUGAAUCACGUCAACGGUCUGUUAGCGAAGUCUUCUCUGAAGAUCGAAGAAGAAUUUAAGCAGCUGAUGACUACGUACAGCAAACCAAUUGAGCCCGAUCGUCUCUUUGAUUGUCUACCCAAGUCUCUGCGGCCAUCAAAAGACGAUGAGGAUGAGAAUGCUAACCAGUCUGACCAUCCAUCCAAAGGCUUGGAAACUGCUGUAUACAAGACCCCGACACUAGUUCCUCCAAGAAUACUGCCACUCAUGAAUGACAUAGCUCAGCAGUUGGUUCAGGCUGGAAAUCAACAGUCAUGCUACAAAAUUUACAGAGAAUCCCGUGGUGCAGCACUAGAGUCGAGCCUUCGGAAGCUGGGAGUAGAAAAACUUACUAAAGAUGACGUGCAAAAGAUGCAAUGGGAGGCUUUGGAGGCUAAGAUUGGAAACUGGAUACAGUUUAUGCGUAUUGCGGUUAAACUACUACUAGCUGGAGAAAGAAAAAUCUGCGAUCAGAUUUUUGAGGGUGCCAACUUUAACAGGGACCAAUGUUUUGCAGAAAUGGCAACAAAUAGUGUCGUGACUCUUCUCAGCUUUGGAGAUGCUGUUGCGAAAAGCAAAAGGUCUCCUGAAAAGCUGUUUGUAUUGCUAGACAUGUACGAAGUAAUGCGUGAACUUCAAUCGGAGAUUGAGGUGGUUUUCGAGGGAAAGGCUUGCUCUGAGAUGAGAGAGACUGCAUUGGGCUUGACUAAGCGCUUGGCACAAACUGCUCAAGAAACCUUCGCUGAUUUUGAGGAGGCGGUUGAAAAGGAUGCUUCAAAGACUAUCGUUCAAGAUGGAACUGUGCAUCCUCUGACAAGCUAUGUGAUUAAUUAUGUUAAAUUCCUGUUUGAUUAUCAGUCGACACUGAAGCUUCUGUUUCAGGAAUUUGAAACUGGUAGUGAGACAGAAUCUCAGCUUGCUGUUGUUACUACGAGGAUAAUGCAAGCACUACAGAAUAACCUAGAUGGAAAAUCUAAACAAUAUAAGGAUCCUGCGCUAACUCACUUAUUUCUUAUGAACAAUGUUCACUAUAUGGUUAGAUCUGUUCGCAGAUCAGAAGCAAAGGAUAUACUUGGCGAUGACUGGAUUCAGAGGCACCGUAGAAUUGUGCAGCAAAAUGCCAAUCAGUACAAACGUGUUGCUUGGGCAAAGGUUCUUCAGGCACUUUCCGUACAAGGUGCGCCAGGCAGCACUGGUUCGUCGACACCAGCAGACCUUAACAGCAGCGGAGUUUCAAGAGCUGUGAUCAAAGAACGGUUUAAAGCUUUCAAUACGCAAUUUGAAGAACUUCAUGCGAAGCAAUCUCUAUGGAUUGUACCUGAUCAAGAAUUGCGUGAAUCCUUGAGGCUUGCUAUAGCUGAGGUUCUGUUACCAGCCUAUCGUUCUUUCAUAAAACGUUUUGGCAAUCUUGUUGGGAGCGGCAAGAAUCCGCUGAAGUACAUCAGGUACAGCCCUGAACUGGUGGACAAACUCUUGAACGAGUUCUUUGAAGGGCAGCAAUAUGGUGAGCCGAAGCACCAGCAUCGCCUGUAA
Triticum turgidum subsp. durum (durum wheat) is the source of this 1962-nucleotide messenger RNA. The record is from the annotation of a GenBank genome assembly. Lineage: Eukaryota; Viridiplantae; Streptophyta; Magnoliopsida; Poales; Poaceae.